Messenger RNA from Prorocentrum cordatum, 1128 nucleotides. NCBI's taxonomy places the organism in Eukaryota, Dinophyceae, Prorocentrales, Prorocentraceae. The record is from the annotation of a GenBank genome assembly.
AUGACCGAGGCCUGGUGGAGGGACAUUUUCUCGCAGUGUCUGAAGGGCCUGGAGUUUUUGCAUGGCAAGGCGAUUAUGCAUUGUGACAUCAAGGAAGAUAACAUCAUGAUCAGGAGUGACACGGGCUACGAGUCGCCAAAGGUCGUUCUCAUCGAUUUCGGUCUGGCCGAAGGCUUCUCCAGCACGAGCAAGGGCGCGAGCGGUACCCCUGGGUACAUCCCGCUGGAGACGUUGGAAACAGGCUGGUGGUACCCACGAGGUGACAUUUUCAGCAUGGGGGUCACCUUCCUCCAGCUGGUGAUCGGGCGGACUCCCAGCGGAGACGGCACCGUGCUUGGGGUGCUGCAGGCAGAGGUCAGUGGCAGCGCGGCGGUGGUCAGGGCGGCCAAGGAGAUGAGACUACCCUGGGAGCGCUUCCCUUUGGACCUGCCCCUCCUGCGGGACCUGCUCGCCCAGAUGCUGGACAGGGACCGCCGCGCGAGGCCCACGGCGGCUCGGGCCCGGAGGCACCGGUGGUUCUCCGCGGGGGCGGGGCCGCUCUCGCGGGCGUGCGCCCCCGAGGGGCGGGCCUGCCGGGAGGCGGCGGGCUGCGGGCGGGCGGUGCUGCUGGAGGAGCUGGUCACAGGCAAGACGCUCGCGGAGUUGCGGUCGCUGCACGCCGCCCUGCGUGCCGCCGACGGCCUGGGGCUCGGCCUCCUGGCGAGGCCCCGCGCGGCGGAGGUCCUGGCGGAGCACGGCGUGUCCGCAGACGCGGCGGCAGUGUUCGCGCGCGGGGCAGCCCCGACGCGCUACAACAGGCUGAUGGCGGAGGCGCUCCGCACCAAGGAGACCUACACCCGGCACUUCCUGAAGGAGCUCUGGGCCGGCGCCGCCGGGCGCACCAUGGGCGGCACCGUCGGCACCCUGCCGCAGGGGAGGGUCGCCGCCCUGCUGGAGAGCGAUCCCUUCUCCGAGGUGGGCGACCCCGAGGGCCUCUUGGAGCAGAUGGGCGACAGGGGCGCGGGCAGCCAGAUGGCCGAGUACGUCACCUUCGACGCCUUCCAGCAGGUGCUCGUGCAGGAUGGGCGGGUCGGCCGCCGCCUGGGUGUCUCUGGCCACGCGCCCCGGGCGUGCUGCAUGUGUUAUUGA